Messenger RNA from Lobosporangium transversale, 580 nucleotides. RefSeq lists its product as hypothetical. The transcript has a single exon. Lineage: Eukaryota; Fungi; Mortierellomycota; Mortierellomycetes; Mortierellales; Mortierellaceae. Gene Ontology annotation, biological process: sterol transport. Gene Ontology annotation, molecular function: sterol binding. The record is from RefSeq and is a predicted model, not a curated record. The coding region runs from base 68 to 523 and encodes 151 amino acids.
CCUCCCUCCGUUCCAAGUACCUCCAAGCCGCUCAGGACUAACCUCAACAGAAAGGAUACUCUCCACCAUGAAGUUCAGCUUUGCCGUCUCUGCUCUCCUCCUCGCCGUUGUUGCCUCGGCUCAACUGCCUCCGCCCGUAUUCACCAACUGUGCUACCCGCCCAACUGUAUUGAACGUCACCAGCGUUACUUUCAACCCUAUCCCUCCUUGCAUUGGUAAAGAGGCCUGUAUCACCUUGACUGGAGCUCUCUCGCACCCAAUCACUUCUGGUGCUAAGCUUAACAUCAUAGGCAAGUAUCUCAACCGCAUUAUCUACAGCGAUGCCCACGACCUCUGCACUCUCUUGGCCAACUCCGGGACCCCUUGUCCCAUUCCUACCAGUGUUACCCAAGUCAAGGUCUGCUUCCCGAUCAAGAGCACCGUACCCUACGGCAUCCCUUACAUCUUUCAGUUCUCCGCCACCAAUGGCGACGGACCCGUCGUCUUCUGUCAGACUUCCACAUUCACGUUCCAGCAUUGUUAAAUCCAAGGCUGCAGGAUCUCUGUUUUAUUUUUUAUCUUCUUACCCUCGUAUACACCA